AUGCUCAAACAUUCCUAUUGUCCUCCCUUUCAGAUAUUACCACGAAUUGUCUCAAAUACGGCCUUCAGAGUCCCCGAUCCCUCCUAUGACUUCCAGUUUGAUAAGAAGUUAAACCGAUAUAAACUCGUACUGAAAGGUCUGUCCAUUGAAGUGAAUCGACUACUUUUGGGCCCAAAGUGUUUCCGACAAUUUGUGUCAGAAAUGCAUUUGUUUGAAGUGUUUUAUGCGGAGACCCGAAGAGACGGUCGAAUCGCGUGUAUCUUCUGGUCAUCCAUUCAUAAGACAGAAGUGACACUACUUUACAGUCAUAACAAUUCAGCGGAUAUGGGAUACACUUCCGGAUACUUAUGGCAAAUGAGUCGCAAAUUGAAGUGCAAUUUCAUUACUUACGAUUACUCGGGCUUUGGAUUAAGUGAUGGCAGCCCUUCCGAACAGAAUCUCUAUUCAGACAUCGACUCAGCUCUCAGUUGUCUCAUGAGAUUGUAUAACAUUUGGCCCAAAACUACAAUACUUUUCGGUGAAUCCAUUGGAUCCGUUCCGACCAUUGACUUGUCGACACGACUUCAGUUUAAAGGCGUUAUUCUCGAGUCUCCCAUAUUAUCCGGUUUGCGGACAUUGUCGUCAAAAUACACGACCAGAUUCUGGGCAUUUGAUCCCUUUCCCAAUCUAUGGAAAGCCGACAAAAUUAAGUGUAAAGUCCUUAUAUUUCACGGAACAUGUGAUCAAUUAGUGGACAUUAAAGAAGCGAUACUUCUGUACAAUCGAUUCCCGCAUAAAGUGGACCCGUUUUGGGCCCAAGAUUACGAUCACAAUGUCUGCAAAUUUCAUCCUAAAUAUUACGACAGAAUUAACACUUUUAUAACUUAUUCUAAAUAG
This is a messenger RNA of Oppiella nova, 876 nucleotides long. The record is from the annotation of a GenBank genome assembly. Lineage: Eukaryota; Metazoa; Arthropoda; Arachnida; Sarcoptiformes; Oppiidae.